GCCGUACCCGGAUGCGGAAGUGCGCUCGUGCCUCGCGUGGACUUCCGUGGUGCCUUGCGGGUGUCGCGCUGUGUGGGUCGGUUGAUCUGUGUACCGCUGCGGGCUGAUCGGCGUGUUGUUUUUCGGGGCCCGGUCUGCCUGGCUGUUUGACUUCGUACUGACAAGUGUGCACUCCCGCUCCUCCUCCUCCCUGUCCUCCUCCUGGCAGCAGUGAGCUGAGCAUGGCCAUGGCCAGUGUGGAACAGGUGUCUGCGGUGGGACAAGUUCUGCUGGAUCCCAAACAGGAGCUGGCCCAGCGUUUUCGAGCCCUCUUCACACUCAGGAACAUCGGAGGCCCAGAGGCCAUCAGCUGGAUCGGCAGAGGCUUCUGUGAUGAGUCUGCUCUGCUCAAGCACGAGUUGGCCUACUGCUUGGGUCAAAUGCAGGAUGCCCAGGCCAUCCCGAUCCUAACCGCCGUGCUGAAGGACACACAACAGGAGCCUAUGGUCCGGCAUGAAGCAGGAGAGGCACUGGGAGCCAUUGGAGACGCUUCAGUUCUGGAUCUGCUCACAGAGUAUUGCCAGGACCCUGUCACAGAGGUGGCAGAGACGUGCCAGCUGGCCGUGGCUCGUCUCCAGUGGCUAGAGUCUGGGGGACAGUUCCAGGACGACAGCCCCUACAACUCUGUUGACCCUGCACCCCCUGCACCCCAAAAGAGCUCCUCUGAGCUGCGGGGCAUCCUGCUCAAUGAGAGGUUGCCCCUGUUUGAGCGUUACCGGGCCAUGUUUGCCCUGAGGAACCUGGGCACGGAGGAGGCAACGCUGGCUCUGGCUGAUGGCCUACAGUGCUCUAGUGCUCUGUUCCGACACGAGAUCGGCUACGUGCUAGGCCAGAUGCAGCACCCAGCUGCGGUGCCGGCUCUGACCGCAGCCCUGGAGCACCCUGGGGAGAACCCCAUGGUGCGGCAUGAGGCAGCUGAGGCUCUGGGCUCCAUUGGCAGACAGGAGUGUGUGGGCGUGCUGCAGAGGCACCAGGCAGAUGGAGAGCGCGUGGUGCAGGAGAGCUGUGUGGUGGCUCUGGACAUGCUGCACUAUGAAAACAGUCAACAGUUCCAGUACGCGGACGGAUUGUUGCGGCUGCAGGGCUGAGACUGCUCUGGACUCAUAGGAGAGGGGAGUGAAACUCUCGUAAGGGCAAAGCCUGCCUCAUACCGGGUUAGAUUCAAAUGACAUAGUGCCCAUCCUUUAGCUAUAGAAAGAUGUACCAUGGCUAAAGGAUGGGCACUUGCACUAGUGAUGGUAGACGAUCAUUUAUUAUUCAAUUAAAUUUAUUUUUCACAGUGGUCAAUGUUAUAUAAGACACAUACAUUUCUGUAUACAUAUGCGUGCCACUAUAUAAAUGACACUGAAAAACAUGGACACCCUAACAAGCUGUGUAAGCUAUUUGAUGGCUUGGCAGAUAUUUAUGUUUAACUUUAUCUCCUUUCUUUCUUUUAUCAUUUGAGUUUGACACACUAUUUUAGAGAAGAAUUUGUAAGAGAAAAAAACAGACAAAAAGAAAGUGUAUAUAUACUAAUACAAUUCAAUAAAAGAAGAAAAAAAAUAAUACUGAAAUGAAUUAAAAUAUUAAUAACAAUAAUAAUUAAAGCACGGACCGCUUUGCACUAGGCCGACCUGGCACUCCUUAAGGAUGGCGCUAACACGCCACUUGUGUUUUAUUGCAGCUUUGGGCUGUACUUGUUACUAAGCAAA
Molecule: messenger RNA, 1730 nt
Organism: Periophthalmus magnuspinnatus
Lineage: Eukaryota; Metazoa; Chordata; Actinopteri; Gobiiformes; Gobiidae
Gene: dohh
Product: deoxyhypusine hydroxylase/monooxygenase
Exons: 6
Coding region: 222-1127 (301 amino acids)
Biological process (GO): peptidyl-hypusine biosynthetic process
Molecular function (GO): deoxyhypusine monooxygenase activity
Source: RefSeq, a predicted model, not a curated record